CUCUCAGGGCUCUGCUGACUUGUAGAUAACAGGAUUGUUCUGGUGGUUCUCCUCUAUAACGGUCAAAAUGGUGAUCAAAGUCUUUGUAGCCACAUCCUCUGGGUCUACAGCGAUUAAGAAGAAACAGCAAGAAGUAGUGGGCUUCUUAGAGGCCAACAAGAUUGACUUUAAGCAAAUGGACAUAGCUGGUGAUGAAGACAACAGGAAAUGGAUGAGAGAGAACGUCCCAGGUGAAAAGAAGCCACAAAAUGGAAUCCCCCUCCCUCCACAGAUCUUCAAUGAGGAGCAGUACUGUGGGGACUUCGAAUCCUUCUUCUCUGCCAAGGAAGAAAACAUUAUUUAUUCAUUCCUGGGUCUGGCACCUCCUCCAGGUACAAAGGAGGCAAAAACUGCUGAAGAGACAUCAAACCUUCCAAACGGUGAAGUUUCGGGUGAAGAGCACAAAGUUGUGGAAGAGACUGAAAAGUCUGAAGUAACUGAAGAAAAUGAGGCACACACAGAGGACAAUGUAGAUGCAGUCGCUAAUUCUAUUGAACUGCCAUCAGAAGAGCAACAGAUGGAGUUGAAGAGAUUCAAAAUGAUUUUGUUUUUAAUUGUAGUAUUGGCCCCUGCUUGUUUGUAUUUAUUCAAGCCAAAUUUGAUUGCAAUCGUUAUAUUCUGGCAAAAGAAGGAAGAGGCCACAUCACUGACUUUUAUAGCAGAGAGCAGAAACUUUUUGCAGUUGCCAGCUAUAGACUGCAGUAGGACUCCUCCAUUCCUGGUACUCCUUGUGACAUCAUCACAUGGCCAAAAUAAAGCUAGGAUGGCUAUCCGUCAAACAUGGGGGAAACACAGACUAGUUGCUGGCAACCGCAUUGUGACAUAUUUUCUUCUGGGAACCACCAUGAACCAAAAUGAUCAAACUGGUAUUAUUGCUGAAAGUCAGAAUUACAGAGACAUUAUCCAGAAAGAUUUUAUAGACACAUAUUACAAUUUGACUUUAAAGACAAUGAUGGGAAUUGAAUGGGUUCACAAAUUUUGUCAUCAAUCCAGGUUUGUGAUGAAAACUGACUCAGAUAUGUUUGUCAAUAUCUUUUACCUGACUGAACUUCUUUUAAGAAAAAACAGAAGCACUGGGUUCUUCACAGGCUUUUUAAAGACGAAUGAGCUCCCAAUAAGAAAUAUAAAUAGUAAAUGGUAUGUGAGUAAAGAUGAAUAUCCAAGAAGCACGUAUCCUCCAUUUUGUUCGGGGACUGGUUAUGUUUUCUCCACUGAUGUUGCUAGUCAGGUUUAUAAUAUUUCAGAAAGUGUCCCUUUUAUUAAACUGGAGGAUGUUUUCAUAGGACUGUGUCUUGCUAAACUAAAAAUCAAUCUGGAGGAACUUCAUUCAGAACAGACAUUCUUCUCAGACAGGGUUGAGUUCUCUCUUUGUCACUUCAAGAAAAUUGUGACAUGCCAUUAUGUGAAACCUUAUGAGCUGCUGAUCUACUGGAAUGCACUGGAGAGCUCAAUGGAUGAAAAAUGCCCAGAUAUUUGAAAUAGCUGAGCUAACAAAGUGACACAAAAAAGCUACAGGACCAGCCUUUAGUAGGGUUAUCACCUGGGCAGUAUUUGACUAGCCUGGCCAUUUUUUUAUGGACUUGCCAGUUGCCAGAAAAAUAAUUUAAUCUGCCUUUUUUUUACAUGUAUCUAAAGAUUUGCAUUAUUAUUACCACAUGACACUGGGAUAUUUAAUGUUAAAAGUUUCUGUGUCCAGCUAAAGAUGCUGCAGUGUUCCCACUUCUGCAGCUUAAGUAAGAAAAUGAUGUUAUCAAUCUUAUCUAUAUGUGCUCUCUCACUAGAUACUGUAAGUGGCUACUGGGGGCAGGAUUUGCAGUAGGGGUGGGAGUGGUGCCGUUUUUUUUUGCAUUUCAAAGGUGGUAACCCUAACCCAGGGACAGGCAACCUAUGGCACGCGUGCCAAAGGUGGCACGCGAGCUGAUUUUCAGUGGCACUCACACUGCCCAGGUCCUGGCCACCGGUCCGGGGGCUCCUGUAUUUUAAUUUAAUUUUAAAUGAAGCUUCUUAAACGUUUUAAAAACCUUAUUUACUUUACAUACAACAAUAGUUUAGUUAUAUAUUAAAGACUAGAAAGAGACCUUCUAAAAACGUUAAAAUCUAUUAGUGGCACGUGAAACCUUAAAUUAGAGUGAACAAAUGAAGACUCGGCACAUCACUUCUGAAAGGUUGCCGACCCCUGCCCUAGCCUUUAGUCAGGCAAAACUCGGGGCUGUGGACUAGUACAGUCAAAGAGACACUGAUAAAUAUUUUAAUCUCUUGCCCCUCUGCAAAUUUGCUGUUAUUUGCUGUUAUUUAUUUGCAAACACUGGAUUUUCUUGCAGAGCACAAGCCAACAAAACUGCUUUGUCUCAGUAACAACACUUACAGUAACGUCAGCAGAAGGCAGGGAAUGCUUACAUAUCAUUUGGUUCUCUCUAUCAUUUUCUCUGUUUCCCUAACAUUAAAAGUUUACAGUCCAAAGUCCAUUCCCUGACACAUUAUAACAAGGUUAGGCCACUUUCCUGUAAUGAGCUCUGUGUGAGCAGAGACAUGCAUCUGCAUGAAAACCUUUACACUGCUGAAGUUGAUGGGGCUUUGUACAGGUGUGCAGAUCUACCUAUUCUAGUGGGUCUCAAACUUUUUUACUGGCGACCCCUUUCACAUCGCAAGCCUCUGAGUGCAACCCCCCUAAUAAAUUAAACACACUUAUAAAUAUCUAACACCAUUAUAAAUGCUAGUGGCAAGCAGGGUUUGGGGUGGAGGUUGACAGCUCGCGACCCCCCGCAUGUAAUGACCUCACAACCACCUGAGUGGUCCCAACCCCCAGUUUGAGAACCCCUGACCUAUUCAGAGCCUGUUGCAGGAGCAGGGUCUUAAGUACCUUAGGUUAACUUCUGAGCCUUUAAGAUCACUGCAUUAGUUUUCUAUUAUACAUUUCACAUUUAAAAUCAUGCAUACAGGGCUUAAUUGAGAGCCCAAUGGAAAGAAAAAGUCAACAGUGCUGACAGAAUAUUGUAGUUGGUAACUAAAUAAUGUAUUUCAACAUGCUAUAUUCCCCCUUCAAUACAAGGUGUAUUUUUGAAUUCAGAGGAAUUAGUAAAUACUGCAAAAUUCUAAACUCAAACAUCACAUUUCCCUUUAUGCUGAGAUUGUCAAAGGGGCUGAAGAGAAUGAGGUGCCGUCAUCAUGUUACUGGAACUUGGGUACUGACUCCAUCAGUCUCUUUUAAAAACCCCAGCCUCAAUUGUUAUAAUUAUACUCAGGCCAUAUAUUUAAAAGUGGAAUGAAAAAAGGGCUAUUUGUAUAUAGUGUAUUUGAUGUAACAAAAUGUGGUUGUUUUAAAUAUGUCUAUUCUCCCCUUGAAUUUGCACAUGCAACUUUUUUAAGGCUGAUAUAAAAAGUAGGACAGUCUUUACAUUAUUUGCAUAGAACAUAUAAAUAUCAAACUAACAAAACUUAAUGUAUGAUACUAUCUUAAUAAAAGAUUAUUACAGCUU
Messenger RNA from Malaclemys terrapin pileata, 3515 nucleotides. Its product is annotated as beta-1,3-galactosyltransferase 5-like. Bases 68 to 1516 code for a protein of 482 amino acids. Gene Ontology annotation, cellular component: membrane; cytoplasm. The transcript has 6 exons. Gene Ontology annotation, molecular function: N-acetyl-beta-D-glucosaminide beta-(1,3)-galactosyltransferase activity. Lineage: Eukaryota; Metazoa; Chordata; Testudines; Emydidae. The record is from RefSeq and is a predicted model, not a curated record.